Messenger RNA from Pieris rapae (cabbage white), 4356 nucleotides. RefSeq names its product NADP-dependent malic enzyme (gene Men-b). NCBI's taxonomy places the organism in Eukaryota, Metazoa, Arthropoda, Insecta, Lepidoptera, Pieridae. Gene Ontology annotation, biological process: malate metabolic process; pyruvate metabolic process. The transcript is spliced from 12 exons. The coding region runs from base 145 to 2007 and encodes 620 amino acids. Gene Ontology annotation, molecular function: malate dehydrogenase (decarboxylating) (NADP+) activity; malate dehydrogenase (decarboxylating) (NAD+) activity; NAD binding. The record is from RefSeq and is a predicted model, not a curated record. Gene Ontology annotation, cellular component: mitochondrion.
UUAUAAUCUAUGGGAAUUGGGAAGCCGAACUUCCUACCGUGCUACACAUGGAGGACGUUAAAAUAUUUUAAAAUAAAAAUUGUAAAACAGUGAGCGAUAUUUCUGUGGUUUUGUUAAAUUAUAAAUGAAAAAGAAUCUCUGAAAAUGUUUUCUAAUAUUUCCAAAUCCUUGCUAUGCAGCACAAACGCUAUAGGCCCGAAUCGGGCUCUUGCGUACGCACUGACCAAGUGUCCAGUGUUCCUAGAACCAACUGUAUCGCAAUGCCGGAACUACCACGAAGUAACUGGGGACAUUAUCUGUCCGAACAUGGUUCGAGGCAUCGACCACCUAAGAGACCCUCGGCUCAAUAAGGGUCUUGCAUUUACUCUGGAGGAGCGUCAAGCCCUCGGAAUCCACGGUCUUUUAGCAGCCAAGUUCAAAACGCAAGAGGAACAGCUGGAUAUUUGCAGAAUAUCUAUUGACCGAUACGAAGACAAUCUCAACAAAUAUCUCUACCUUGUUGAGUUACAGGAUCGAAAUGAGAAAUUGUUUUUCCGUCUUUUGUCGGAGAAUGUGGAGAAGUAUCUUCCAAUUGUGUACACUCCAACUGUCGGACUCGCUUGCCAACGAUUCGGUCUCAUCUAUAGAAGACCUAGAGGCCUCUUUAUUACCAUAAACGAUAAGGGUCACGUAUUCAAUAUACUUAAAAACUGGCCAGAGCCAGAUGUAAGGGCCAUCGUAUUUACGGAUGGCGAGCGUAUAUUGGGUCUUGGUGACCUGGGCGCGUAUGGUAUGGGCAUUCCCGUGGGAAAGUUGUCCUUGUACACCGCCUUAGCUGGAAUUAAGCCUCACCAGUGCCUUCCCAUCACAUUGGAUGUGGGAACCGAUAACCAGGAUCUAUUAGAAGACCCGCUAUACAUCGGGCUUCGUCAAAGGCGCGUGCGAGGCAAGGAGUACGAUGAAUUCAUUGACGAGUUCAUGGAGGCGUGCGUACAGAGAUAUGGACAGAACACUUUACUCCAGUUCGAGGACUUUGCGCUAGGCAACGCCGGUCGUUUGCUAGCGAAGUACCGCAACAAGUACUGCACCUUCAAUGAUGACAUCCAGGGCACGGCCAGUGUGGCAGUUGCCGGUUUGAUGGCCGCCAUUAGGGUGACAAAGCGGAAACUCAGUGAAAAUAUCUAUUUCUUCCUUGGUGCCGGAUCUGCUGCCAAUGGUAUUGCAAAUUUGACAGUUGCUGCAAUGGUCGCCGAAGGUCUUACAAAAGAACAAGCCCAGGACAGAGUUUAUAUGUUUGACGUCGACGGUCUGCUAUCGACAAGAAGAGAAGGAGGCGUACCUGAACACGCCAAGGCAUUUGGAAAGAACAUUGCGCCCGAGAAGAGCUUUGAGGCUUGUAUAGCGAAGAUCAAGCCUAGCUGUCUUAUUGGUUGUUCGACGGUAGGUGGCGCUUUUAAUGAAAAUGUGUUGAGGCAGAUGGCUCAGAACAUUGAGCGCCCAGUUAUCUUUGCGCUAUCCAACCCCACCAGUAAAGCGGAAUGUACCGCACAGGAUGCAUACAACUUUACUGACGGUCGUUGUAUCUUCGCUUCCGGAUCUCCCUUCCCCCCCGUACAAUACGACGGUAAAGAGUUCCACACAGGUCAAGGAAAUAACUCGUACAUUUUCCCGGGUAUCGCGUUAGGCGUGAUCGCGACUGCUACUCAUCACAUACCCGAGACUAUGUUCCUUACUGCUGCGAGGACUCUUGCAAAUUACGUGAGCGAGUCGGACUUGGCGAUUGGACGCAUCUAUCCCUCUCUCUCGGAAGUCAAGGAGGUUUCUCUCGCUAUUGCAAUUGAAGUCGCUAAGAUGGCGUAUGAUGAAGGACUCGCCUCCGUCUACCCCGAACCGAAGGACCUUUCAAAACAUGUCUCGAGUCAGAUGUACAGCUUCCACUACGAAAGCUCCAUGCCCGUAGUCUGGGAUUGGAAGCCCGAAGAGAAAUUCAACGUAAGACCCGUUCAACCUGUGCCCAAAAAUAUUUAAUGCGACUCUAUUAACAAAUCUGUGUCAGGACUAUGGGAUUUUGUUAAAAAAUUAUUAAUUUUUGCAUGUAUGACAAAAAAGAAACUUUUACAGAGAAUGAUUUAUUUAAUCUGAAAUCUAUAAUAAUAUAGAAAAAUCGUGAAAGUGAUUAUAGUAAAAAUCAUAUUGAAAUUUUCAGUAUUUAGAAAGAUUUGCGCGCAGAAUUUUUAUUAGCCAUGAAAUAUUGUUAAAAAUCGUAAAUUUGUCUAAAUAUAAACUAUUAAAAUAUUAAUAAGUAAACGCUUAAAUUGAAGGUUUUUAUCUUAAGUAUGAAAAUCAACUAGAAAUUAGGAAAUUAUAUGCCCCAAUAAUUAAUUAAAAUCCCUAGUUCUGACACAGAUUUACUAUGACAUAAAAAAUUUAAAGACAUUGAUGUUCCGUGCCUCUUAAUGGGGUUUUUUGUGUCCAUUUUUAACAGUAUACACAAAGUAUUAUAUACCUCUAACGUAGAAAAUACUGUAAUCUUUUUAAAUUUACUCGACAGCUUUGAGCGGUAUCACACUUGAAAAAUUAAAAAAACAAUUAAUACUAAUAAUAUUCUCUAACCUCAAUAUGAUAAAUCUACUGUAGAUUAUUAACAUUUUAGUACCCCAACUUAAGUUUAUAAUUCGGCUUGUAUUAACGAUGAAAAGAGAGAUAAGACCAUAGACACGCUAGAAUACAGUCAAGAGAAAUGACAUGUUCCCAGUGAUUUUUAUAAGUUCUUUAAGUUUCCUGAAAGUGUGUUACCCCUCAAAUAUUCAAGUUUAGAAAAAACUAGCCGUAUCAUAUAAAAUUCAAUAAUUUAUUAUAAUGCAUUUACAACAUUUUUUUUGUCUGUUCAAAUAUUUAUUUAACUUCAGAACCUGUACUAUUUUAUUCGUUAUUUUUGUUCGUCAUUCUAGUUAAAGAUUUAGUAAUGUCUUAACUCUAUUUUAAAUAUGCAAGCUUUUUAUUACCUAUCGCAUUUAAUGUAAUAAUGGGUAAAUACAGACAACUUAUAAAAUUGAUGCUCGCAAUAAUCGUAAUGAAAAGUAAAAUGAAUACUUGGACAGUCUUCAAGUCUGAAUGCGAUAGUUCGCUAGCAUUUCUCAUAGCCGGGUUUUCAUGGCAUAGUUUUACUAAUUUGAAUAGCUGUUUGAGAAUUGACUUAAAAUGUAUUCACAAAAACAUAUGUAGUAUUAGUUGUCACGUGUUUUAGCUUCAUAACGACGUUCAAAUCGAUGUUAGUAUUAAAUCGUGGCCUUGUUUUAGCUUAUUCGCGAUCUUCAUUAUCUUUCUGUUUAGUGUGUUUCCGGAAAACAAAGGUUGUAACCUAACGUUGACGCUUUUCUAACUGUAUUUUAUUGUUUGUUAUUCAUUUACAAUACUUGCAAGUAUUAUUUUUCUUUUUAUCUGUUUUAUUUUAAGUAUAAAUGUUUGAAGUAUUAUUUAUUAUCAUACAAAAAUGUAUUAAAUCAAUGUCUAGUCACUGCAGCAUUAUAUUAAUUUAUACCUGUAUAUGGAUAACAAAAUUAUAGUGAAAUUUUGAUUCUCAAAACUCCAAGAGUUGUUUAAAUUCUACCUCUUAUUUAUAAUGGGAAACAUGAUUGCGAAUAUUAUAUAUUUCGACUUGAAAUAGUAUUUAAUUGUGUUCAGUAUUUUACGAUAUAUCGCUGGGCGGUAGUUGACUAUGUUUCAUGCUGAACAGCUGUAAACAAUGAUACACCUGGUGACUAGAAUUAAUAUAUAUAAUAUUAUUAGGAAAAUUAAAUUUUCAAGCUCUUGGUACAGUCAGUUUUCAACUAUUGACUUAGCUUGCAUCGCUUGGUUCUAAUUGGUCAACGAUUAUUGACCAAUGAUAGUUAAGAGAAACGAUCUUUGGAUUCGUUUGUCAUUAUUUCAUAACAUAAUUCUAAACUUUGAUCUUAUAUAUAAGUUAUCAAAGUUUCUGAUAAUUUUUAUUACUACAUUAUAUAACUUAACUACAGUACUGCCAAUAUUUUCACAUGAAUGAAAUUUAUACGACGUUACGUAAUUGAGUUUCAGUUGUUCAGUGUUAAUCAAGGUUUGUUAUGUUAACUUGUAUCUAUAGAUACAAAGUGAUUAUGUUGCUGUGACGAUAGAUAAUACGGUUUUGAACUAACAUAAAAAAUAUUUUAUUUGAAUGUUUUAAUUUCUAAUAUAAUGUCGCUUUCCUGUAUUUGUUUCGUUACCAGGGUUUACUUUUAAGUACAUUAGGUCAAUUAUAUUAUGUUCAUUCUCAUUGUUGUCCUGUCUGGAAUGAAAGUUGUAUGUUCUUAGUUAUAAUUGUUAAAUACGAAUGGAUGUUAUUAAAAUGUUCUAAACCAA